UAUAAUUUUCUGGAUACGCAGGAUUACCGGUUGUACUUGUUGUAGCAUUGCUACAUUUGUUCCGUGUCUGCAUGCUGACACGAUGUGUGUUGCCGCUGUUGCGACCUACCUGCGACCCGAGCCCUAGGUCCUUCCAGGACCUAGCUAGCUGUAGGAGCCAACGAUUAGAUUUGUGAGUGCCUUUGUCUUAGUCGAUCGUCGAACACGGUGCUCUGAAAUCGUUUAUGAAAGAGCUGAGUGUACAGUAGCUGCUGACGCUGCGUGCGCGAGGCAUUUGUAGUUUGGAAAUCUGCCCUGCCCGUGGCUGGUCCAUUCUUGCACUGAGCUUGAGUAGGAUUUUCCGCGCAGCUGCAGCAGCAGGAUCUUGGAACAACUGAGCCAGUGUAGAGGAUCAAAGAGCCCUUUCUUUCAUUGGACUUCUGCUGGUCCACGUGGAGAAACUUCAUGAUCGUACGUUAGCGAGUACAUGUUGUGGCAUUUCUGCUGGCGUGGCCGUGACCCUAGCUGCUAGUGAUGGCGGACACCAAGCCGUCGUUCAUGUCGCGACUGCGCAUGCCGAGCAGGGUGGGUCGUGCUCCAGCGCCAGCGGUGGUGCCCAGCCUGCCUCCAGCACUAGUAGCAGCCACGGCAAGACCAGUGCAGCAGUGUGCUGAGACUGUCACCAGUACAACCAGCAGUACCACAUCUCAACAACAGCAAAGCACUCUCAUGGCUCCCACUGCGGUGGCGGUGGCAGCCCGACCGAGGGCUGUAUCGAAUGGUGCUGUGCAACACUCUGCCAGGUCAGUUUCUCCAGCGCACAAGGAAAUGCAACAGCACCCGGGAAUGCUCAAAUCGACUGGUAUGUCUGCAACAAGUGCCAGUGCAUCAACCCCUGGCAGAUUAUCAACUCCGCAGUCUACCAAGUCUAUGUUCCAUUCGUCAUCUGUGAUUAGAAAGCCAGCACCUAAUACAACCCUUAGACAUCCAGCAGCCGGUGCAACUCCAUCUGGGAUCAAGCCAGCAGGAAACACGUUAGCAUUGGCGGCACAGUCGAGGAACGUGCAAACGCCAUCCAAUUGUAAAACAUCAGGUCCAGCUGUUACCCCGGCACCAGCGUCUUUACGACCGAAGCCAGCUUCACAUACGCCCGGGAGGCCACCCCCACAGUCUGUCGCCACCAGUACAGCACCCGCAACAAUAGGUACUGGCUCUGCAUCAACCAGCAAACUACAGAAUUCAUCAAGCAGAUCUGCUGCUGCUUCUGCUACAAGUUCACCCAGUGCAAAGUUGCCCAUGUCUCCAUCAGGCGUAAGCAGACCUAUUGGCAAAGGGGUGGCCGCAGUUCCUGUUGCCAAGAAGAGCAAUACGCUAGAUUCCAAGAAACCCACUAGGUCGGCUUCUCUCAAAGGUCCGAGCAGAGAAGCGUCCUCCGACAGUGAACCUAUCAAACACAACAGUCCAUCCAGUAUGCAGACGCUAAAGAACCGUGCAAAGUCCCUUAAGUUGCCUGGACGUAAAGCAGCCUCUCCGGUGUCUUCCAAACUCACAUCAUCGAAUACUUCACAUGUGAAUGCAGCUCCAGGCCGGCCACAUUCAUCAGCUAGUAAUGAGAGUACUGGCAGCACCGGCAGCACCGGCGUACCAUCAGCACAGCAAACACCCACACAAAACACUGCAGCUAAGAAAGCCGCCGCCGCACCCUCUGCUAAGUCAAAGACGCCGCGAGCUGGAUUCGGCUUUGGCCCUCGUCCACAGGUGGUAGCAACUACACCAGGUAGUCUGUCUGUAAAGGAGAGGUCAUCUGAUACUGGCGGACCCGCCAAGGGUAAGAUCCAGCUCUUGAGCUACGACCACAGCCCUUCACGAAAGAUAGCUGCUGUUACGAGUCCUCAAGUGGAUCCCUUACAUCAGGAUACGGAAAGCCCUUGUGAGCAGCUGCCUUUCAUACCGGGCAGUUGUCCUCCAGCAAUCUCCAGUGCUUUGGAGGAGACAGCGCUAGAAGACGAGCUAGCUGAAUCUACACCGCGCGGCUAUCAAGUAAGUCCAACAUCUGAGACAGCAGAGGUACCUGUUACCCCUGAGCCUGUGGUUGUAGACGAGAAGCAAGGUCAGCGGCCAGAGCUGUCUCUCAACGGAAAUACUCUGACGCAAAUCAUUCCGCAAACCCCAGAGCAGGCGCCGUUAUCCGCCAGUACAAAGAAGAAGCUAUCAUUCUCCCCAUCGACGGAGUUCCCCACUGGUCUCACAGACGCGUCUCCCACACUCCCUGACCCAGGAGUGCAUAUAGAGGAAUCACAGCUGAACACUAGCUUCAACUGCAUUGCACCCAUGUCGCUCCUGGGACCAGAUGCCUUGUCCAAUUUUCAUGGCAGCAGCCUUGGCAGCAUUCCUACACCAUCACAGGGAACAGGUGGACGGAGCUCUGCACGAGUUGCCGCACAGCGCACAGAGAGCGUUCCAUACAGGCUCGAGGGGCGCAGGCGAUCGGGCUCAGCCGGUGAUUGUAUUCUACUGUCCACCCGCAGUCCGUCACCGCCAUCAUCACCAACAAUGGAACAACAGAGCACGAUGCGUAUGAAAUCACCGUCGCAGUCAUCGCUUCCACGCGCGGACUCUAGCCAGGACGUGUCCACGGCAAUGGCGUUAGGCUCCAGUCCAAAGCAAACGUCGUCCAGUUACUUUCGACACUCUGUUGCCAUGGCGCACCGCACCCCAACGGCAUCGCUGAAGGAGUCCAGACUGAAUGCUCUUAGCGGCUCAACACCAUCACUCUCUCGUCUCGGUGUGUCCAAGCUGAAAGGACCCCGCACACCAGCAGGGCCCUAUGUUGUCCUGGACAUUGAAACCUACCGUCAGAUGCAGAGUGAAAUCAAGAAUCUCAAGUCGCUGCUCUUACAGCUCAAGAGGGAACUGCAGCAGGAUGAGGUUGGCGGGAUGGGAAUACCACAUCAUGGUGGCGUUACAGCUGACGACACGACUAAUGUGGCCGUGAACAGCCUCUAGCCACACAAUCCGAGACCAACGGUGAAAAACGAUAGGAUUCGUUACUAGUCUCAUGGGGUUGAAGAGAGAAACAAUAGGAAUGUUGAUUUUUCGAACACAGUCAUAUUUUUCAAUUUCGCACCGGCGUGCAUAUCUGUGCAUCCUUGAUUGUACGUCCAUCAUGCGUCCAUCAUUCACUUUGGAAUGGGUUGCUGGCAUGUAUUUCCUGCGUCCUGUGCAUUGUCCGGCUUUUCCAGAAGCGAUCACUCAUCGUACGCAGACCUCGCUCUUCUGCCACUCUCCCACCCACUCACCACCCACCCACCACCCACCGACGUUGAAAAGUAUUUAUAGGCGUUGAUGGUUUUUUAUUGCAACAGUCCCUGCAUCGUGCCCCCGUGAUGGCAUUGCUUCAGCGUCUGCUGCUUUGCCUCCAGUCUAUUCCUAUUUAAAAGUCAUCUCUGAAGAGGGACUUGUGCUGCAUCCUAGUGCUAUGCUGCGCCGGGCGUCGUCUAAUGAGUUAGCCCGGCAGUUUGUUCUGCAGCUGCGAGAUCUGACAUAUUUACCUUGCUCAAAACAAUUGAUCGGAUGCCUGUAAGAUUCUGCUGUUUUGCUAUGCUAGUUGCUUAGCUAGGGACUCUUACUACUUCGAAGUAGACUAGUUUUAGAGUGUGUACUUGUUUGAUGAAGUACUAGUACAUACUGCUGCGUCUCAGUCUUCUAGGCUUCUAGCAAUCUCUUUUUUUCUUUUAUAGGGCCAUGGAUAUUAUCUCUUGUCCACUUGGAAAUGAUACAAUACAUGUAUGUGGAAGUAUUUCAUCAUUCGGCACACCUGCAAGAGAGUAUGAUCUCCUAAACUUAUGGCCAUUGUCCUGAGCUAGAAAGGUGACAUACUAGUACCCAUUA
This is a messenger RNA of Sycon ciliatum, 3870 nucleotides long. Its product is annotated as mucin-5AC-like. The transcript has 3 exons. Lineage: Eukaryota; Metazoa; Porifera; Calcarea; Leucosolenida; Sycettidae. The coding region runs from base 514 to 2985 and encodes 823 amino acids. The record is from RefSeq and is a predicted model, not a curated record.